AGCGAAAAUGCAUGCCUUGCGUGUAUAGAUUAUUGUGAUAUAGAUUAAUACUUUUUUCCCGAAAAAUGUUACACAAACAAGAAAAGAGUUAUCUGAUUUACUUUGUCUGUCUUAUCGUAGAGGAGAGACCUUUGUCAUAUUAAAGGUUGUGAUUUAAAGACCUCGACCGUCAAAAUCAUGGACAGAGCAAGCAUCCAUUUUAAAGUAAAUCUGUGUUCUAAGUGUCCAGGGGACACAGAGUACUAUUGUAAAACGUGUCCAUGUGAUUUAUGUCCCGAUUGUAAAGAAAACCAUGUAAAAGAUCUCCAAACAAUAGACCAUGAUGUUGUGUUACACCGUGAUAAAAUCAACUACAUCCCAGCACAAGAGAUCUGUGUGAGACAUCCUAGCCAUGUUUAUAUAAAGUACUGUGAACCUUGUGAACUCCCUGUCUGUUUCCACUGCAGAAAACAUAGAACUCACAGACAACUUGAUGUUAAAACAGCCUAUAAAACAAAGCGACAACAACACAGAGGAACCAUUCAGACCAUCAAAAGUGAGGCUCUCUUUUACAGACCUGUUCUCCUGACAGGAAUCAAAGCUGAUGUCAAAAUCUGUCACACAGAACUCUCCCUCUAUCAAUCAGAGAUGUUAACAAAGGCCCCGAAACUGAAGAAUCUCAUAAACAAAGUGAGAAAAGAUUUCAAGUACAAUGUGUUUUGUGACUUUGAUUUCAAACACAGAUGUUUAAAACAGAUGAUAGAAAUGGGCAGACAUAUUGUCAGCCUUCAGGAAUAUGAACACAGAUAUGUACAGCCAGAAUUCUCAUUCAGUGUGCUACAAUUCCUCUCAACUGUAAAGAAAACCCUCCCCCAAAUACAUCUUACCCUCCACACCAGCCAGCUCGCCAUGACUGAGUCACUUAACAAUAAGGAUGUGAUGAAGUUACUGAGUGCAAUUCAAAUCACAGAGAGAGGAAACCGACACGUAGAAAACGAGUGUCUGCUGAAACUGACGUCUGAGGCCGAGUUCCAUCAAUCUCUCACGCUAACUGGUGUUGAUCGUUGCUUUCACAUUUUCUGUGCGACACCGCACCUGGUCUGGGUCAAUGAUUUUAGAAAUAGCUUCCGGGUCUGGAUCAGUGAUGGAAAAAAAAUCAUCUUGACAGACAUCACAGGUGUCUCUCUACAUUGUGUGGAGGUUUCAUGUAGUGAUUUAUAUAUUGAUAGAGGAUUUCACACAGUGAACAAUGAGAGUGAACUAAUUUACAUAGAUUUGAAUUAUAACAUCAACAAACUGUCAAAGGAUAUGAAAACAACCACCACAUUUAUAGAGAGAACAGACUCUACAUGGGCACCACUGUGUGUGCACUGGUCCCCAUACACUGGGAAUCUACUCGUCGGGAUGUAUAGAAAGGAACAAAGGGAUGAUACAGACGAUUCCGAUGAUACAGAUGAUAAAGACUUAACGGAGUUAACAGUGGCAGGUACAGGCAAGGUAACCCGGUACAACCAGAGUGGAGAACUAACACAAACCAUACAGAACGACAACACAGGUCGGGGACUGUAUAGUGGACCUAAAUAUAUAACAGAGAACAACAAUGGGGAUGUCGUGGUGUCUGACUCUCUGCCCGGUGCUGUAGUGGUCACAGAGCGUGGAGGAAGACAUCGUUUCUCCUACACAGGACAUCCAUCGGAAUCAGGACUAGAUUCAUACGGCAUCUGUACUGACGCGCUGUCACACAUCCUGGUGUGUGAUGGUAGAACCAACACAGUACAGAUGAUAGACAAGGACGGUCAGUUUCUGUCACAUCUACUGACAAGACCAUCAGGGAUAUUUACACCACAGAGCCUGAGUUAUGAUGUUAACACUCACCGCCUCUUGGUCGGAACAGGUUUCAACAACACGGUUGUUAUAUACAGGUAUAUCAUCAGACAGGACGCUCUGGCAGAUCAAGAUCAAACCACUGCUGAUGUGAUAAAGUCGCUGACUGAAAUCCCAACCACCUGGACAGAAGAAACACAGGAAGAAAACGAGCGUCUAUGGAAACUGUCUUCUCCAAUUUUUUUUCAACUGAAAGGUGUCCGUCGUUUUUAUCACAUUUCCUGUGUGACAUCAGACCGGGUCUGGGUCAGUGAUGAUAGAAAUAAUCUCAUGUUGACAGACACAACAGGUGUCCCUCUACAUCGUUUGGAGGAUUCAUGUAGUGAUCCAUUUACUGGAUUCCACACAGUGAACAGUGAGAGUGAACUGAUUUAUAUAGAUGAGGAUAAUAACAUCAACAAACUGUCAAAGGAUAUGAAAACAACCACCACAUUUAAAGAGAGAACAGGUUCUACAUGGAGACCACGGUGUGUGUACUGGUCCCCGUCCACUGGGGAUCUACUGGUCGGGAUGAGUAUGUAUUGGACAUUCACAGGCAAGGUAACCCGGUACAACGAGAGCGGAAAAUUGACACAAACCAUACAACAUGACAACACAGGACUGGAACUGUAUCAAGAUCCUAGUUUUAUAACAGAAAACAACAAUGAGGAUGUCGUGGUGUCUGACCCGUUUAAUGCUGUAGUGGUGACAGAGCGUGGAGGAAGACAUCGUUUCUCCUACAAAGGACAUCCAUCAGGAUCAGAGCUGCUGCCGCAUGGAAUCUGUACAGACUCGCUGUCACACAUCCUGGUGUGCGAUGGUAAAAGCAAAACAAUCCAUAUCUUAGACAGUGACGGUCAGUUUCUGUCACAAUUACUGACAAAAUCACAAGAGAUGGGUGAACCAUGGGGCCUAAAUUAUGAUGCCAACACUCAAUGUCUCUGGGUAGGAUCAGAGGUCAACAAUACCCUGUGUGUCUACAUGUAUACUUCCAGAAAGGACGCUCUGACAGAUGAACACACACCCGGUCCUGAUGGGAAUGCCUUGUUCAGCUUAACACCAGCUGUAUAAUGGAGAUAGCUUGGAUAUUGACAAUUUGUAAUGUUAUUGUACAAACUUCGUCUUCGAUGAAAACCGUGCAAGUGGUUUGUCUCUUUGUUCAACAUCUGUUUUAGAAUUUGACCUGUGUAUAAAUCACAUUGACUGUACAACUGAUUCCGGUUAAGACAUUUUGUGAUCUUCUAAACAAGGGUACAUUGGCAUUGUGUUGCUGAAUGUGGAAUUAAAUGCAAAAAUAGUUGUAUGCAGUGUAUGAUCUUAAAGUAACGUAUAUACGAAUAGAACUACAAAUAUUUAUUUAUGAUAUAACAUUAUGGGGGAAUAACAUUUAUUUAAAGUUUAAUUGUUUGUGAGUAUCAAAUUAAGACUGUCUUUCGUUAAUAUUAGUUUAAAUUUAACUAAUGAAUGUUCCUAUAAUCUUCAGGUAAGCACUGUUAUGAA
Molecule: messenger RNA, 3342 nt
Organism: Magallana angulata
Lineage: Eukaryota; Metazoa; Mollusca; Bivalvia; Ostreida; Ostreidae
Exons: 4
Coding region: 178-2913 (911 amino acids)
Molecular function (GO): zinc ion binding
Source: RefSeq, a predicted model, not a curated record